ACAAUUAUAAACGUAAUGAGUCUUCAAAAAAAUACCUCCCAGCUUCAAGGGGUAUUAGAUCUUUUGGAGAAAAAAAGAAACAAUCCAGGAGAUUCCGAUGUUGAAACGAAUUUCUUUAAUGAGGCUUUAGCAUAUCUUUUGACAACCAAUGUCAACCAUUGGUGGUGUACAGAAGCUACACUUCCAAUAGCAAGGGAAUCCCUUUGGCUGUUCUCACUGCCUGACCAUGAUCCGAUCGUCCAAUAUAAAAAAAAACUAAAUAGUCAAUUGCAGUCUUGUACAUAUUGUGUUCAAGCUUAUCAAACUUCAAAGCAUUAUGUUAGACAAAGAUACGACCUUUUAUUCCCAAAACAGACCGUUGAUGAGUUCUUUAGUCGCAUUGAUCGCUGCGACCUGACUAGAGUCAAAUCAACUUUUAGAUCGCAAGAAACCAAUUUCAGUAUGACGAACGAGAUCAUGUGUGCUUUGCUCGAAACCAUUUAUGCCCCUCAUUUAUUGAAUGAUUCAAAAUGCGACGAUUUGUUCUGCAAGAUAUUUGUUCUGAUUCAACAAACAGGCUCCUUUCCAACUUUUGGUGCCGAGACAGCCACCUACAUCUUUCGUAUAACACUACACCACCAACGUAUCGCCCGAUUCUGGUCAAGAAAAUUACUAGAAAAAUUCAUAACUGCGGAUGAAUACACUUUUUCGGAGCAAGAUUUUCUACAAACCAAAGAUUUGAUUUUAGGCAUACUGAAAACAUUCACAGAGGAUUCAGAGGAUGACAGUUUUACAAUCAAAAUCAAAAAUUGUCCUUUUGAUAUUACGCAAGAUGUUGGGGAAUUAUGGAAAACAUUCCGUUUGAUCACUGGUGCGGCUUCACCUCAAAUGCUGCUUUCAUGUUUAUCAGAAUCUAAUAUAUCUAUGCCGCAACUAAUCAACAUGCAGUUAUCAAGUUCUGCAGAAUGGUUAGGCGAAAUUUUAAAAACAAUGACAGCAAUGUUAUUAAAGAUGCAAUCAGGAUUUUGGGGUACAAUUUCAGCCAACAGCACCUCAUAUUAUGACAUCGUGAAACAAAUAUGCGAACAUACCGUAUUCCAGACCACCAUGAAAAUAGCGCGCGAGGGAAACACAGGCAAGAUUUUACAGCGGGAUGGUAGCCGUUAUCCAGACGACAAAUUGAUGGCAAAGAUCAAGAGUAUGCUGGAGUGGAUAUACCCUUAUUGGUCAUCCUUGCGAAAUUCACCAGUCGAAAAGGAUAUCACGCAAAAGAUUUUGGAUACAACAUUUGGUUACUUUCAGAUGGACACUUGGGGCGUUAUGAGUAGAGCUUAUUGUGCAGAAUUAGGCCUGCAGAUUAUUGACCAGUGUCUAGCCGACGAUUCUGUACCCGUAGAAAAUAUGGAUGAAUAUGUAACAAAAAUUGUUGGAUUUGCAAAAAUUGAGUCGAGUAAACUGCCCGCAUUGGUACAGCAUAUGCCAACCGUCGCGCGAAAUAUUCUGUCGGAUCUGGUGGAUCGAGAUUCAACUUGCUUGAACAAGGCAUUUAAUGUUAUUUAUCAGAUAUUGGACUUGACAGAAGAUAUUGAAGAUAACCUUACAAAUGGGGAUAAUGUGGAUGAACCAAAGAAAUCACCUUAUGAGUCUGUUUGGACUUCUAUGCGAUCCUGCUUUGACCAGCAAGUAAACGAAUACCCAUGGUUAGCAAAAAUUUUAUUUAAAGCAUACUCCAAUAUUGCUACUGCGGAUAUUCCGAAUUUAUUGCAAGAAUCUAAGAAUGGAGAGGAAGAGUUAUCGCAAGAGUGCAAAAACGUAUUGAUCCGGAUUGCGGAUAUCCGUGCGACUGUUGGCAAGACUUUGAGGAUCAUGGUGAAUGCAACUUGGGAAGUCAGAAAAAGUAUCUUAUCCGACCCUGAAAUGAUUAAACCCAUGUUGCAUUUAAUAUGCUCAUCCUAUCAUGAAAUCAAUGAAGAUUCCCGGAAAUUCAUUCAGCAAUAUCCUCGUGUGAUCCCUGAUCAAGACAUGUUUCAUGAUUUUUUCUAUCUAUGUCGCCCAUUACCAGUCUUGGAAGCUUUUAAUUCAAUUUUGCGUGAAUUUAUAGCCUUGAACAGCAGUCUUAAAUUGGACAUGUUUAAAUCUGUUCCGUCAUUGAUACAUUUGCUAUCGUUACAAGUUCACAUAUUAACCAGUGCACCCAGUGGAUAUUUGAUGACUCUAAUAGAAUUAGGACAAGGAAAAGCAAAGGAUGAAGACGGCAUGAUUGGUGAGUUUUGGGAUGUUUGUUGGCGUACUAUUAGUACGGUGCUUGAGAAGUCAUUGGAAUGGGCAAAAAGUUAUCGCCCUGCCGCGGUCGCUUCCAUCAUUGUUCCCAUUUUAGAUACCGCCACAGACAUGAUGACCUCCAGAAAUCUUUUUGAAAAAGCAAUCAGCGUUACCUCCAUGACCAAAGAUGGAAGCCUCAGUUAUGACAAUAUCAACACAAUGACAGAUUCACUAUCACACUGGAUAUAUGUUACUCGUCAGGACAUUAUAUCAAGACUUAUACCAUUGACAAUCAAAAUAUUAGACGUCUUGAAAGAAGCUGAAAUCAAAAUUUCCGUGGACUCUUAUGAUCGUCUAAUGACAGCCGCCACAGGUGUGAAUGCAAGUAAACUUACAAAAAGUGACAGGGAUCUGUUGUUUAUGGCAUUAAGUGCACAUGAACCCACCGAUUUCAUCUUUUUGAAAGACGAUAGUGAUGAUGAGGAUGUCGAGUGGCAAUCUGUUAAUACCAGUAAACAUAAUCCAACGGCUAUGGAUUCGGAACCUACGAUAGCUGAUUCUACAUUGCCAGCAUCGCCAGUACAAAGGCAUGCUGCAUCAACUAUGGUCACCAAGAGUUCCACGAAUUCCCCAAAGAUACCUGUCAAACCUCGUCAAACAACCUUGGAUCAAAGUUUUGCUAAUGCAACUAUAUCAGGACCCUCUCGUCCCAAUAAACCCGAAUAUAGAACACCCAAAAUAACAACCUAUUUCGCAGCGACAGCAACAGAGCCCCACGAGAUCUCGGAUGAUGAUAUAGAAGGCGAGUUUGGUGAGAUGGAUUACUCACAAGUACCUGAAGAAUGGUUUGAAGUGAAGACAGAGGCACCGCCGCCCACUGAUUUAACUCCCAAUAAUCAAUCCACGGAAAAGCAUAAGUAUUUUGGUGACUCCGAGCCCAUGGAUAUUGUUGAAGUACCAUCGACUGUAAAUAGAAUAAAUUUGGCAAGCCCAGCUACUCCCAACACCUCACUAAACACAGUGACACAACCUGUCAAAAAACAACUUGCACCCAAAGCCAAACCCGAUAUGACGCGAGUCUUUUUACCACAAUCGAAGCAACCCACAUUCGCCGUGACAUCUAAGGGUCGGAAGUUGAGACCUCCUUCUAUGGGAUUUUCUAAACUAAAAAAUUUAAGAGAAGAGUUUCGUGCCGAACGCCGUUUGAUUGCUACAGCAAAAUCUCCUUCGGCUGCUGGUGCAUCACGUCAACAACUCGGUAUAGAUUCUUCCGGGUCAAGUUCAGAUUCGUCGUCUGAUGAAGGAGGUGAUGAUUCUGGGUUAUUAGGUCUGAUAUAUGAUCUUGAUGAAUCAGAGACGUCACAUUAUAAAAACGCCAACAUUCAGGCUGAGAGUGCGAGCGUUAAAGCACUCUUUGAAACUAAACCGAAGCGUACCAUCAAAUUAUUGGAUACGCCAAUUGCGAACGGUUACAUUGACAAGAAGUUUAAAGCCCGUGCAAGAGAACAGCAUCGUCGACAAAAGAUUACCCCCAACAUUGACCGCAUGUUCAAAACUUUAUUGUCAUGGGAUAUCACGGAUAACCGCGAAAUCCCUCCCAACACAAACGAAUCCGUAUACAGCUAUGUCCCACAGACAUUUGCUUCAUUCGAUGAAUAUAGGACAGUCUUUGAACCUUUAUUGAUGUUGGAAACUUGGACACAGUUGUUACGUUCAAAAGAGCAACUAUCCCAAUCGGAUGUGAUGCCCAAUUGUCUUGUUGCAGGACGUUGUCACACGAACGAUUUUGUGGAUAUCACAUUCUCAAUGCCCAUGAGUGUUAUCAAUAACAACUUGACUCAAGACGACCUUGUUUGCGUUGCCAAUCACUUUGGACCUAGCUUUUUUAGCUCGGAUCGAACUGCUUGGAAAGGACGAGCUUUUUUGGGUAAAAUUAUGUCUAUUAACCAGAAAAAAAAUAUGGGUGAGGUUGUUGUUCGUUGUUUUUUUGCUUCAGAUCGUAUCAGUCUUUUGAAUUCAAUUUCACCCAAGACUCAAUGGCAUAUACUCCGUAUUAUGAGUUUGACUACCACCAUGCGUGAAUAUGCAGCUUUGGAAGGUCUCGAGUUCUAUGAUUUAGGUAAAGAUAUCAUCCAGCCUAACUUGAAUCCCGCACCUAAGCCAACACAUGCUCAAAUCGAACAAUACCGUGAAAGAUAUGAUGUCAAUGAACCUCAAGCAGAAGCGAUCGUUUGUGCCAUCCAAAAGAAGAAAGGUUUCUCUCUUAUUCAGGGUCCUCCAGGUACCGGUAAAACCAAGACAAUUCUAUCAUUGAUUGUUUCUUUACUUGAUCAACGCACCAAUGCCACGGCGGAACUGCCAUAUGGCAUCGGAAAGAUUUUAGUGUGUGCCCCCAGUAACGCCGCUGUGGAUGAAAUCGCUAAACGUUUAAAAGAAGGUGUUCUUACUUCGCGUGGUAUAAGACAGCCUAAUAUUGUUCGUAUCGGUGUUGCGGAUUCUGUCAAUGCAAGUGUCAAGGAUCGUAUCUUGGACCGUUUAAUAGAAGAAGAGAUGGAUUUGUCGGGUGGGAAGAAUGGCGCACCUGGUGGUAAAUGGGGAGCCAAACUUGAUAGUUUGCAUCAAGAUAUUCGAAACAUCCAAAUCAGUCUCGAUGAUGUAGACCGUGAGAUUACGCAAUCGGGGAGUGAUAUGGUCCAAAUGUCCAUUUUACGUGAUAAGCGAAAGGCGCUUAGUCAAAAAUUGACGCGUUCCAAAAUUUUGUUAAAGGACACUUUCCAAGAUCAAAAAAAUCACGGCAAAGAAAUGGAGAUUUCGCGUGUGCGUGCUCGUCAAAAGGUGUUUGCGAAUGCUGAUGUUGUAUGUGCUACCUUGAGUGGUAGUGGUCAUGAUAUGCUGACAACCAUGGGCGUUUCUUUCGAGACUGUGAUUGUCGACGAAGCUGCUCAAUCGAUUGAGAUUAGUUCGUUGAUUCCAUUAAAAUUCGAUACCCAAAGAUGUAUCCUUGUUGGUGAUCCUAAUCAAUUGCCUCCUACUGUUAUCUCUACUUUGGCUGCCAAAUAUCAUUAUCAGCAAAGUCUUUUUAUGCGUCUGGAACAUACAAUCGCCCAAGAGGUCAAUUUAUUGAGUAUACAAUAUCGUAUGCAUCCUGAUAUUAGUCAGUUUCCCAGUAAAUUGUUUUACAAAUCUCGCUUAUUGGACGGACCUGACAUGGAGAAGAGCUCAUUGGCUGUCUGGCACAACUUACCCGAAUUCCCUCCGUAUAGAUUUUUCAACGUUUUAGAUGGUCAAGAAAAAAUGGGCCGUGGUAAAUCCAUAUAUAAUGUAGCUGAGGCAGAUGCUGCUGUUGCCCUAGUAGAUAUGCUUUGCACCAAAUUACCCACUGUCAAAUUUGCCUCUAAAAUCGGAAUCAUCACACCAUAUAAACAACAAGUCGGUCAAUUGAAAUCCAAAUUCCAAAAACGUUUUGGAAAUGACAUUGUUGAUGUUAUUGAUUUUAAUACCGUUGAUGGAUUCCAAGGUCAAGAGAAAGAAAUCAUCAUCUUCUCUUGCGUAAGAGCCGGUCAAGGUCGUGGGAUUGGUUUUUUGGCCGAUAUGCGUCGUAUGAAUGUUGGUCUCACCCGUGCAAAAUGUUCCUUAUUUGUACUAGGCAAUGCCCGUUCUUUGUAUAAUAGUGAUUACUGGGGCGACUUGGUAGACGAUGCUAGAAAACGAUCUUUAAUCACAGAUUGUGAAUACCCCUAUUUCCGCCACAAAAUCAGCGAACAAUCCAUACCACGAAACAUUUUUGAAAAACCUGCAGUAAUAAUCAAAAAGAAAACAAUACAAUACAAACGCGGGCCUGUCAAAAUAUCAGAACCAUACUCUAAUUCUAACUCGGAUUCUGAGAGUCCGCAGAUGAGAGCAAUGACAAAACGUAGCCAUUCAUCUGUCGAUCACGCAAAUAUUCGCAGCAGGAAGAUAAGUAACAACAGUAGUCGCGAUACAGAGAUGGAAGAGCCUCCUUCUGUGACGAUGGAACCGGUAAACGACAAAUCAAUUUCAUUUUUAGAAAAAGUAAGACGCAGUAAAGAGCAAAAGACCCAACCAGCUCAAGCACCUAGCGCACCUUCUACCCCUACCAGUAAAUUAUCGAUGGCUGCUUAUCGUGCGUCCCGAGGUUUACCGCCACUUCCAGCAUCACCCAUUUCACGACAAACGAUCACACCCCCCGUUUCCAGACAAAAUACUACGACGUUGUCAACCACCAUUAACCCACCUCCAAGACUAGCUAAUGGUUCAGGCCCAUCAAAUGCAUCCAGUAGCCUGUUUAUCAAUAAAAGAAAACCACCAGUAUCUCGACCAAAACCUGUGAGUGUAUGGCCAAAUGGUAUGGGAGCGAAAGAAAUGGCUGUGAUGGAGCAUUCUGCGGCAAAAGAGCGCUUGAAGCAAAUUCGAGAGGAAGAAAGACAAAGAGACCGACCUCCCCCACCACCAGCUCCGGUUCAAAGAAAUUUUGAUAGCAUUUUGGACGAUGCGCGGUACAAUGACCGUCGUGAGCAUAGCAAUGACCGUCGUUAUGACCGUAGUAAUGAACGGCAAGAGGGACGUAGCAGAGAAAGGUACGAGGGACGCAGCAAUGAUAGAUACCAAAACCGCAAUUAUAAUUCUUACGAUGACCAAAGACGUGAUUAUAGAAAACGUUAA
Mucor mucedo is the source of this 6924-nucleotide messenger RNA. RefSeq lists its product as uncharacterized. Gene Ontology annotation, biological process: termination of RNA polymerase II transcription. Gene Ontology annotation, cellular component: nuclear body. Gene Ontology annotation, molecular function: helicase activity; transcription termination site sequence-specific DNA binding. Lineage: Eukaryota; Fungi; Mucoromycota; Mucoromycetes; Mucorales; Mucoraceae. The transcript has 8 exons. The record is from RefSeq and is a predicted model, not a curated record. Bases 16 to 6924 code for a protein of 2302 amino acids.